Parascedosporium putredinis is the source of this 891-nucleotide messenger RNA. The record is from the annotation of a GenBank genome assembly. Lineage: Eukaryota; Fungi; Ascomycota; Sordariomycetes; Microascales; Microascaceae.
AUGAACCCGACCCACGGCGAUGCGAGAUCCGCUGGGUCACCGCCCAUCGACAGCCCUACAAAACUUGAGGGCACGCCUUCCCGAGACCGAGCAUCUCAGCAGAAGGGAGCGAACGGGAGCCAGACAGGCCAGGUUUGCAGAACCCCGCCAAUCUCCCACAAAACCGGCGGCUUCCUCGCCGGCGCCGGCGAAAACCGGGAAAAGCGCGGUGCUGAUGGUUGCAAUGGCUGCCCUGCGUACAACAACAGGAUCGCGAAACGGGCCCAACUCAAUGUCAAGGGUCAAGGGCCUAGUUGUAAGGCGGCUGAGAAGGCUGUUCAGGAGCCCGACGAGUCCAGGCCCAUUGAUAUUGCAGCCCUCAGGGCACAACCCCAGCACCCGAGCAAUACUCCCAUGGUUAUUGCCUGUCAAAACUGCGCCACAACCAUCACCCCUCUCUGGAGAAGAGAUGAGAGCGGUCACACGAUAUGCAACGCCUGUGGCCUUUAUUACAAGCUCCAUGGCGUGCACCGUCCCGUUACCAUGAAGAAGCCAACCAUCAAGCGUAGAAAGCGCGUUAUAGCUGCCCAAGAUGAUACCGAUAGCGUCGAGAUGGAAGGCUCCACACGUAGCGAGGAAGGGACUCCCGAGCGCGGAACCAUGAACGCCGACGGGUCCGUCAACCUAGGGCUGCGUAGGCGUCCCGACCAACCCCUCGCCAUCGACUCCCGGUCAGGAUACGCCAUCCCCGGCAGCCAACACUCGCCCGUCCCUCCCACCGAUCCCGCGGCCUAUCGAAGCCCGCAUGGUCCACAGCAUGGUAUCCCCAUGCAUAUGCCCAAGAAGCGAGUUCGGAGAGAGAAUCUGUUAAAGAAGGUCGAAGAGAAGCCAUUCGCCGCGAAGCAGAGAUGA